Cadophora gregata is the source of this 339-nucleotide messenger RNA. RefSeq lists its product as uncharacterized. The transcript has a single exon. The record is from RefSeq and is a predicted model, not a curated record. NCBI's taxonomy places the organism in Eukaryota, Fungi, Ascomycota, Leotiomycetes, Helotiales, Ploettnerulaceae. Bases 1 to 339 code for a protein of 112 amino acids.
AUGUACUCAGGAGACUUAACUACAUUUAUUCAGAGGAUUGCACAGCGGGUGGAAUUGAUAUAUAGGAAAUGGUACUCAACACCAAAACCUGUGCAAACUGGAAAGAAACUCCAAGUCGAGAGGGACGGCGAGGUUUACAAAAAGAUGAUGGCCACGAAAGCAAAAGCUGUUGCACAAAUCUCGCGCCAGCAAGAAGCGCACGCUGAGAUAGUAGAGUCCAUGUGUUGGAAAUUGGGUCGUGUCAGAAGGCGGUAUUUCAAACCAGAAGAAGCCCGUGUCGUCAAAGUCAAAGAAACCAGAAGCAGCAGCAACCGCCCGGCGGAAAAAGACUUGCGAUGA